Acanthisitta chloris (rifleman) is the source of this 225-nucleotide messenger RNA. RefSeq names its product LSM5 homolog, U6 small nuclear RNA associated (S. cerevisiae) (gene LSM5). Gene Ontology annotation, cellular component: Lsm1-7-Pat1 complex; U4/U6 x U5 tri-snRNP complex; U6 snRNP. Gene Ontology annotation, biological process: mRNA splicing, via spliceosome. The transcript is spliced from 4 exons. Lineage: Eukaryota; Metazoa; Chordata; Aves; Passeriformes; Acanthisittidae. The record is from RefSeq and is a predicted model, not a curated record. Bases 37 to 225 code for a protein of 62 amino acids. Gene Ontology annotation, molecular function: RNA binding.
GUGGACAAGUGCAUAGGCUCGCGCAUCCACAUUGUGAUGAAGAGCGACAAGGAAAUCGUCGGGACGCUGCUGGGAUUUGAUGACUUCGUCAAUAUGGUGUUAGAAGAUGUUACAGAAUUUGAAAUUACACCUGAGGGAAGAAGGAUCACAAAGCUAGACCAGAUCCUGCUAAAUGGAAAUAACAUAACAAUGUUGGUUCCUGGAGGAGAAGGACCUGAAGUAUAA